AUUUCCGGUCUCACCUGCGCCACCUUCAUGCGGUACCUAUAUAAAGUCAUGUUAUCGGUACAUGCCGCUGUAUGUGGAGCUCCUCUAUCUCUGAGGCUCCGGAACCGGCUCACCCACAGCCGAACAACCGUUACCCGUCCCCGCUGACUCCGCGGCUCAACCAUGGCUCUGAGCCUCUUGGAGAUGGUGAAGCUGCUGGUCUUCAAACUGGUCACGGGAUUUUUCUACAUGCUCUAUAAGAUUUUCGCUCCGAGUAGAUCCCAUCUGAUCGGGAAGAAGGUCCCGCCCGUCAGCGACCCUCUGCUGCUGAUGUCCGCCAAGCAGCUCGCUACGAAGAUCCGGAAAAAAGAGGUGUGUACCCGGUCAGACAACAACACGACCCCCCAGCUGCUUCAACAACAGCUUUUAGCCUGUAUUAUAACUGAAUAAGUGUGUCUGAACUAGAGCAGGUAAAUGUUUGUUUGUAAUCACUAAAGUUAAACAUGCAGAUGAGUGUUUGUUUUCACAUCUGUGCUGUGGUGUAAUUCCCAACAGCACACCUUUAGGUACAUCCUAACCUAGUUGUUGCACUUUCACCUUUUUUUCUUCUGUUUUAUCUUCAUAUAUUGAUUAUAGCAUCACCUGUGGAACAGCAGCUUCAUACUGUUUAUCUUAAUAAUACUUAACAUGAUGUUCUCACCUAAGAAACAGCUGCUUUCUAACUACCCUGCAGCCAUUUAUCUAUCAUCUGUUUAACUGUCACACCACCUGCUAAGCACAGGUAAGACUUAGAAGUAGAUGUAGUUGACUCUGAAUAAUGUAGUACUUUAAGUUCAGUUAAAAAGGAUUCAGAUGUGACUGUACUGCUGUUAUAUAACACUCAAUAUGUAGUGCAGAUGUUGCAGCUGAAACAUCUGGUCUAUUAAUCAACUAGUAAAUGAUAUAAAUCCUGAUUCUUGAGUGUUUUUCAAAAUGCAUUUUUUUUUGCAAGGGAACUUUUUCAAUUUUUUUCUCUGACAUAGGACUUAGCACUUUAAAAGUGUUAAAACAUAUCUCGAUUUCCAUAUUGAUGCCUUUUUAUGACGCAUGUGAACAAACAGCGACAAGAUUAGCGAUUUUCAUAUCCUAGUUUUUAAAGCCUGUAACUGUAAGGAGGUAGGUGUGAGCUAAGCAGCUGAGGAAGAAGCCGUUUUUACAUUUUCCGCUUAAAAUGUUCAUGAUAAAUGAUACAGUUGACUGUUAAAAGGGUGAGGUUCUUGUUAAUAAAUGCUUCUUAGGCAGGUAUAGGAUAGGAUAAGCAAGGCGGCGGCGCCGAAACGGACACAAACCAAACAUUCGUCAUUUUAAAGUUACUUUAGUGUUUUUCUUUUGGCUCAAGUUAAGUUUCUCUAAAAUACCUUUGGCGAGCGCAACAGCCAGAACAGCCAUCGAAUACUUUGAUUGAUUACACUAUAUAGUGUGCACUAUACAAAAUGAACACCAGAAUAAAGGGAUGACAUGCUUAAAAAAAGACAGAAUUAUAAAUGACACUCCCAGUCAGACUUAGGAUUUGAAGAGGGGGCUGCGAGCUGAGCUGCCACUAACAUUAGCCAAGCAUUGGUGCACAACCUUCAGUUUACAACAGCCAGAACAGCCACCCAAUACUUUGAUUUAUUAGAAUAUCUGGUGUUCAGUUUACGAAAUGAACAUCAGAAUAACGGGAUGACAUGCUAAAAAACAAGGAAUUAUAAAUGACACUCCUAGUCAGAUUUAGGAUAUGAAGGGGGGCUGCGAGCUGAGUAUAGUGUACACUAUACAAAAUGAACGUCAAAAUAAAGGAGUGACAUGCUAAAAAAAAAAAAACAGAAUUAUUAACAACACUCCUAGUCAAACUUAGAAUUUGAAGAGGGGGCUGCGAGCUGAGCUGCCACUAACAUUAGCCAAGUAUUGGUGCACAAGCUUUCAUUCAUUAAACUGCAAUUUUACCGAUAAUACAAGAGAUAUUGAUAAUGGUGCAUACAUUUGUUUUAGUGGUAGUACAGAGGGGGUACCAGCUUAUACUCAAAUAUCUGCGCUAAUGUCGAACCUGUUUGACAUUUCACCUCCAGGCAUGUUCUCUCUGUACUUUUCCCCAAAUCGCUGUGUUUGACUCCUUCUUGUGCUCUGUGAUUUGUGCGCUUGUGUGCGUGUGUGUUACCUUCUCUCAUAGACCAAAUAUUGUGUUUCUGCAGGUUACGAGUGUGGAGGUGGUGCAGGCUUACAUCGACAGGAUCCAGGAGGUCAACCCUCUUCUGAACGCUAUUGUAAAAGACAGGCAAGGCAGAAUCACACGUCUAUAUGAGGCUUUUAUUUUGUUGAGUUUGAGCUGCAACAGUUGUUUGGUUUCUCUUCCCUAAAGUUUGUUAAUGGUUGCAAACUGCAUAAUUGGAGUUAAUUUGGCACUUUUUGGGGGGUUUUGCUUAUGUAAUUCCACUCCUGUACAAAAUGUUCUCACCUGUCAAAUAUGGCACACCUUCCUUAUAUAACUUGAGUCCUUAAAAAAUGUUCUUUUGCCCUCACAUGUCAAAUCUGACAUCUUCCAACUUCAGCGUUUUCUCCUUCAAAUUAUAGUCCUUCGACGCCUCAGGGGGGUUUUUGUGUUUAAGCUGAGGUAGAGGCACCGGGAGUCAAAAAUACCAUGAAUACAUGCAGUGACAGCAGAUUACCUCGAGCGUGUUAGUCUGAAAGUAUCAUCAGUCACUGCUGGUGAACAGGGGACUCAACGAACAAUUUUCGUUCAAUUUUGGCUUCGAAUUGAAACACCAACGUACUUCUUCUUUAGGUUCGAUGCGGCCCUUCAGGAAGCGGCCCUGGUGGACAAGUUGGUCGAGGAGGAGACAGAUGGAGAGGAGGUUCUGGAGGACCGCCUGCCUCUUCUCGGAGUCCCUCUGUCUGUCAAAGAGUCGUACGCUGUCCAAGGUAAACUUCCAAACAUCUGAUCUCAUGUCAGUCACAUGAAACCAGCGCCUUCGCCAUGAUUACAUACAUCAAAUACGCUGUAAGCGAGCCCCUGCUAACGUGUGUACACACCCAGUUAUUGUCCAUCAGAGAAAUUUGAACUCUCCAUACUUCACCUGGUUUAAAAAAAGCCUCCCCGUCCUGCAGGUAUGCCUUACACCGGAGGUUUGGUCCACAGGAAAGAUGUCAUGGCCACCGUCGACUCUCCCCCUGUUGCAUGGCUGAAGAGAGCAGGCGCCAUCCCCAUUGGUGUCACCAACACCCCCGAACUGUGCAUGUGGGGCGAGUCCCACAACCACCUGUACGGCAUCACCAACAACCCGUACGACCUGUGCAGGACAGCAGGAGGGAGCUCAGGUCAGAGGAUCCUGUUGUUAAAUUCAGGUCUAAAGUCAAAGAGCAUUUGUCGGGAGCAGCUUAUUGUUAGAAGUGUCUUUGUCUCCAUAAACAGUCCUGGUUUGGCCUGAUAAUCAUAUUACAGACUCACAGAGGCUCUGCUCCUCGACCUUUAAAGAGGAACUCGUGUUACUCUCCGAAACGGGUUAGAAGUAGGGCCUGACCAAUAUGGAUUUUUUAGGGCCGAUGCCAAUACCGAUUAUUAGGCGGGGAAAAAUCUGAUUACCGAUUAGUUGGACGAUUUUUAAAAUUUUUUAUGAAGUUAUAAAAAUAUAUUUAUAUACUGUAGAUAUACUGUAGGCUACUGCUCUUCAUGCCGACAGGAAGACCAAAUGAUCAAACCCGGACCAGAAAAGCGUUUUCAACUACCGCUCCCGCCGAUCGGUGCCUCCACGUCUUAACUUACGUUACUCACAUCCGGUCCGGUCUGAUCUGGAGACAUGCAGCUGCCUCAGUAAGAGAAGUAGCUGUUGUUUAUUCUACCGUUACUGGCACGGCUAACAGUGUAGCAAGGCUAAUAGCAGGUGGCUAACUCUAACUUUAGCUUGCAUAUUACAUGGUGCUUCACCGUUAACUCGGCGUGAACGAGACCAGCACAGCGGGGAACAUGGUGAAGUGGGUUGAACUGAAACUUGUUGACUUAUUGCGUAUUUCACAAACUAGUUUCAUUAUUGUUGAGGCGGACCACUCUCCUCCGUGCGUCCCUGAGCUGCCUGCUUCAGAUCCGUCUCUCUGCUGUGCUGUGAGGUAGUUAGUGGAUGAAGAUUGUCAUGAGGUCGCUGCGCCAUCUACAGGAUAAGUUGGUGAACUUUUCAAAUGGCGGAACAUUUUCAAAGUGAAAAUCGAAAAAUCGAAAAUUGGCGAGUUUUGGCCGAUUACCGAUUAGUGCUAAAAUUGACAGAUUUAAUCGGCUCGCCAAUAAAUCGGUCGGGCCCUAGUUAGAAGAACUUGGAUUUGUGGAGAAAGUAAAGAAAGAGGUGCCUCAUGUCUGAUAAACCUACUUAAGUGAUACUGUUUAAUAGUUUUUAAGUUUGGUAGAGAAUUGGAGGCCACUAAAAAAUCAAAAAUAAAAGGUCUGAACUUUUUAUUUGAAUUCUGAAAAACCUAAACUAAAUCCAUCGAGGAUCAUGAGGUUUAUGUUUUUGAAUGUGCAGGUUGGGAGGGCUGUGAUCUCCUCUGUAGAUAUGGUUUCUUCUUAAACCCUUGGCCGCAGUCUCUCAGAGGUGGUGCAGAAAUAAACCAACAUAUCGCUCCUCUGUCUCUUUGUUUACCUUCUCUCUCUCUUAUCUCUCAGGAGGCGAGGGCAGUAUCUUGGGAGGAGCGGGCUCUGUUAUCGGCAUCGGCUCAGACAUCGCUGGCAGCAUCCGCAUGCCGUGUUUCUUCAAUGGGAUAUUUGGCCAUAAAACUACGCCUGGUGAGAACAAAAGGUCUUUGUUAGAGCGCUUUUGAAGCACCAGGUUUUACACUAACAAUGAUGCGUUCCUGCAGGCGUGGUGACCUCUGAGCACCAGUAUCCUCCCACCACUGGCAGACAUGAGGAAUACGUUAGCAACGGUCCGAUGUGCCGCUACGCCGAGGACCUGGUGCCAGUGCUGAGGAUCAUGUCAGGGCCCAACGCUCACAUGUAAGUAACAUGAUAGUGUGUGUCUGCAGGGGAAGGGGGAGGGGGUUUACAGAGUACCUUUUGUUCUCUUACACAUACCUCUCAUGAGGUAAUGUCAUGAGAGCGGCUUCCUUUAAAGUCGAUAAACUCGUUUUUUCGAGAACAUGUUGUAAAGUUUAGACAGCGAAUUCAGGAGAGUGUUGAUACGCAAAUAUGGCAGGAGGCACAUGCAUCUUUUUUUAAACUCACCUGAACAGAAAGUACCUGUACUCUGCUACCUCUCCUAUUUAUUUCCAGAAUUUUUACGUUUUUUUAGUUUGAUCAACUUUCACUUCGGUUUUUUGACAUUUAUGUCCAAAAUAAUAAAAUCCUUAUUUUCAAAGAUGCCAGUGAGUGCUAUAAAAAGUUUAUAAAAACAAUAAAAAUAAACACUUGUUCACACUUUUUUGAUUGCAAAGUGAAUCUUUUCGAACCCAGGACCUUUUGGCUGUGAGGCGACAGUGCUAACCACUACACCACUGUGCCGCCCAUUGGUUAUCUUUCAGCAUUGAAAAUUCCAAAGACACCCUUAUUUUUGUGUGUUCUGGAUCACAGUAUCCGGAAUUUUGUCUGGAUCAGGAUCAACCUUUGACACCUCAUAAAAUUUCAGGUCAAUCCGUCUGUUACUUUCUCCGUAAAGUUGCUAACAGACAAACAAACAAACCAACAAACAAACAAACCAACGCUACGAGGUACUAAAAUAAAAAACAAAAUUUAAAAUACUGAAAAUUUUGAGAAAUAAAACCAACAAUGCAAAUGGUUAAAAAAGACACAAUAUAAGAAGAAUAUAAAAGAAUAGUUCACAGGUUAAAAGCCAACUUAAAAAGGUGUGUUUUUAGGAGUGAUUUAAAAGUAUGGGGGUCUGUACACUGAAGGAAAAAUCAUAAAACCUUCCAAAAAUAUUCCAAAAAACAUGACGCAAACCAUAAAGAUGAAAACUUGAUCUGCAUACUUUGAAUAAAUUCAUCAUAAUUCGACUCAAAAUCCACUUUUAUUGGGGUUUAAAGUUUUUUUUUACCUCGGGCAGAAGAGGCAGACGCUAGCACACGCUGAGCUCAGCAAAAAUCUAAAUCACUGCUCUCACUGCCUUUUAAGUAAAUCACCUUCAGGCGGGUAAAAGUCGAACAGGUGUUUUUCCGUAACAUGACUGUGACAGGUCUGGACCACUCUGUAACCUUCAUGUGUCAAAUGCCAGAAAUUCUCCUCAAAGUGCUCGUUCGUGAGAAUCGGUGCGGUUGUGCAAGUUUUUGUCGGGGAAAGGUGAGAGAAAAGAUGAGGAAGUUUGGCCACCUGUCCACAGGUUGAACUUAGACGAGGAGGUGGACCUCAAGACGCUGCGGUACUUCACCAUCCCCAACGACAGCGGCGCCCCUUUGGUGUACCCGGUCAGCCAGGAGCUCAUCGACCUCCAGAAGAGGGUUGGCGUGCAUCCACUCUCAAAAAUAUUGCACCUCUCUCCUCUUUCUGGGUUUUAUUUGAGACUUGAAACCUUUAUUUGAUGUUUUCCAGGUGGUGGAGCGUCUGGAGGAAGACCUCGGAGUGAAAGUCGAGGAGGUGAAUUUCCCCGAGCUUCGCCACAGCGUCCAGAUGUGGAACACGUACAUGGGACUCCCCGACAAGGAUGGAAAGGUGGGCCCUGCAGUCAUGACACAGCAGAAAAAAGAGAGUUUCAGUGAGAGAAUGAAGAUGAACUGGAAGGACAGAUAAGAGAGAGGCUCUGUUACUGCGCUGUCGAGGUGAUCAGGUCUGACGCGACAUGUGAAGGAAAUCAGGUCAGUCAUGAGUCACGGUAACAGCGCCCAUUGUAACAGCUGAGAAGCGCUCCACUAAUCCCUUUAGAAGAAGGGAACACAAAACCACUCCACAGCAGACGCUCUCAACACCAGCUGCUGACGAAUUAUCUAAUAUUUCCUUAUUUAAUUCAGAGCUCGGCGAAUAUCUUCUUUUCCGGACGUUUCAAGGUUAACCGCGCCCAUUAAAUCUCCUUUACAUGUUCAAUUUUUAAGCAGAAGCCUGAAGCGACGAUAACUCACCCUCAGAACAGCAAAGUGACGGGCUCUAUUCAGGUUUAGUGUUACCAGCUCCAUAUUCAUUUCACUGUACAGUGAGGAAUCCCAUGGCAACAGAAAAGGACCUCAGGACAGAGACUGUCAGUGUUCGUUAAAGACAGUAUUGACCUGCUUCUGCUGUGUGACCCGACUGAUCCAAUCAGAGGUGGACAGCUGCUCGAUUAUGGCAUAAAGUUUUGCUUCUAAGUCUUAUGUACUUCUACUGAGAGGGGCCAAGCAUCAAUUCUUCACAUUAUCUUAAAAGCUUUUAAAUCAUUUUGGUGAUAAAACUCACUAAAGUAGUAAAGUACUUUUACAUAGUGUCCUAAAAAGUGAAGGAUUUAAACUCUUUAACCGCUUUUACUUUUUCACAGGCUGUAGAUUUUCAAGCUUUCGUAUCUCAUCCUUCAUAACUUUGAGAUCUGGGCCUGUAUUUUAUUACUACACAGGACGAUGUCUGACACUUUUAUACCUAGCAUAUGCUAGCAGAAACGUCUGCAAAUUAUUAUAAACUCAGAUUAACUCCCGACUGGUGUUUUAUUCACAUUAGGUGUGAUGUAGACUGUGCAUUAUAUUUGGGCCGUACACGGAAAUGCAGGACAGGUUGCACCCAUAGACUGUAUAUAGAAUGGAUGCCGUCUGCCUCUCCCGAGAACAGUGCCCUCUAGUGACGGGCUGCAGUAUAGGUCAUAAAUCCCGCCUCCUCCAGCAAUCCCUAUGGAGCUGUGGACAAACUUUAGACAUUUAUUACACAAAAAAUAAAUUUUUCUCCCCCCUGCUUGUGAUGUUGACAUGUAGUUAUUGUAAGACCGGUUUGUGCUCAAGUCCUUUUUUUUCUGUGCACCUCCAUUUUAAAAGUUUUUAGGGGGUUCAUGUUUUCUAUGAUUGACACUUGAUACAGCCUAUGGAAGUACGAAGAUUGCGUAGCUCACCUGGGUGAUACGCUGUUUUAGCUGAGCGUCAACACAGCGAGUCUCGGCGACUCUCCCGCUGAAUGCGUACAAUGCUACUGCGCAAUGUUGGUUUCAGGAAGUGGAGAGAAAACGUGGGAGGCAGAACCAAGUUGUCCAUAGUAUAUACAGUCUAUGAUUGCACCUCUUAUUGAGAAAGGAAGAGGGAAAACAAAAUCUCAUACCUCUCUCCGAACAUUCAGUAACUCUGUGUUUUAAAUGUGUUUCGUAGCAACCCGAGCCUUUUAACGUGAUUUUGGGCGAACCAGGACGACCCGUGAGGCCUAUGUGGGAGUUUGUGAAAUGGUUGUUUGGAAGAUCCACUCACACCUUUGCCUCCAUCGGUACGUUCAGUCUUACGUUGUAUAUUAUGAACAGACACUUUAUUAUUAUUGUUAUUUAUAUUAUUAGCAGAUUGUUUAGAGUCAAAAAGUCUGAAGAUGCAUUCACUCUUAUUAACACACUCUGUGGGGGUUUGUGUGAUGUUUCAGGUCUGGCCCUGCAGGAGAUGACCUGCGGCAAACCCUCACCGUUCAUCAUCGAGCAGAAGGAGAAGCUGCAGAAGGAUAUGGAAGAGCUGCUGGGGACUGACGGUGUUUUCCUGUACCCGACUCAUCCCAGGGCGGCUCCGAUAACCCACCACCCUCUCUUCAGACCCCUUGACUUUGCCUACACAGGUCAGACCACACGCUGCGAAUAUUUACUUCCUUUUCUGUGAUUUUCUUUAACCUUUUUACCAACCUGAGCGCUGCUUGGUCCUCUCCGUCUUUUCCUCUCCCUCCAGGUGUCAUUAACGUCCUCGGUCUCCCGGUUACCCAGUGCCCCCUGGGUCUGAACGAUCAGGGUCUCCCCAUCGGUGUGCAAGUCGGUGCUGGAAAGCUGCAGGACCGCCUGCCUCUGGCGGUGGCUCUGUACCUGGAGAAGGCGUUCGGAGGCUGGAAGGAGCCUGAAGCCGCCUGAAACACACACACAUAAACACACACAGACACACACUCCUGACAGACACGACCAAACCUCCAGACCAGAGCUGAACAGAUAGAAGAAAGUCAAGAGCCACGCUGCCUGUCGUAGUCAACCAGAGGUACAACCCGAUUGUUGAAUGUGAACGCUAAAGAGUUUCUUUUUUUUCAACAAUAAUUAGAAAUUUUAUCUUUUUAGGAAAUUCUGUGACUGAUGCGCCACGAGCACAAGCUUUAAAAACAGAUUGUUUUUGUGAAAAACGCUAAACUGCACACUCAUCACCAAAGCAAAACAAGACUUUUAGUGCUUUUACAUGUUCUUUUUGGGCUUCAUCUUAAAAAAAACUUUGUGUUACAUAGAUCUACUGUUACUUUUUUAACUUUUAAAAGGUCAGACCGCAGAAAGACGAAGCUUUUAAAACGUCCCAUAUGGGGCUCAGCUGACUCCUUAUCCAUUAAAGAAUCAUAAAGGUGUGAUCUGAUCCUGCACUUACAGGUGAGACUAAUCAAGAGGUGACAAUCAAGUUGUGGUCAGAAGAACCAAACACCUGUGGAGAUGUUUACUGUAAAUGUAUAGGAGAGGGGGGGAACAGAGAUAAUAGAGUGAAAAAUUGUUUAAUCCACUUACAGAAAAGUGCAAAAUCUAAGCUGUGUGGUAGCGUGAAUGUUGCAUAAUGGAUUUAAAUCAACUGUGGUGCCUGUUUUCUGCUGCAAACUGUUGUUUCAGAUGAUAAAUAAAAGGAAACAUGUCUAAAUCUUGG
Molecule: messenger RNA, 9711 nt
Organism: Xyrichtys novacula (pearly razorfish)
Lineage: Eukaryota; Metazoa; Chordata; Actinopteri; Labriformes; Labridae
Source: the annotation of a GenBank genome assembly